AUGACAUGGUGUUCGAGCGAUUGUAUCUUUUCCGAACGGGGAGGGGUCGUGGAGAAUCGGCAUCACGUCCAUGCCGCCGUCGUGGACCGUACGGGCAAAUUACUCUAUUCGGUCGGCAAUCCCAUGCGGAUCACUCUGGCAAGAUCGACCGCAAAGCCGGUCCAAGCGCUCGCGGUGCUGGAAACCGGGGCGCAUGAGAUCUUCAACCUGGACACUGGCGACAUCGCGUUGAUGUGCGCGUCGCACAGCAGCGAGGACGAACACGUGGGCCGGGCCGCGAACAUGCUCGCCAAAGCGCGGGCCGGCGAGGCGGACCUGCGCUGUGGAGGCCAUGCCUCCCUGUCCGAGACGGUGAAUGCGAACUGGGCCCGGGCAGGGAUCACCCCUACCGCCAUCCACAACAACUGCUCCGGCAAGCAUGCGGGCAUGAUCGCCGGGGCACGGGCGCUGGGGACCCGGAUCGAGGACUACCAUCGCCUGGAGCAUCCGUUGCAAGGCCAGGUCCGCCACGCGAUCGCCGACCUGUCCGGCCUCGACCCCGGGGAUAUCGUCUGGUGUAUUGACGGGUGUAAUCUCCCAGCACCCGCUCUUCCGCUGCAGAAUCUCGCGACGGUGUUUGGUCGCCUCGCCGAAUCGGCCGAUGAAGUCCAGAGGAGUCUGGACUCGGUUUCAACCACCGCCAGGACGCGACACCUGUCGCAAGUCUUCACCGCAAUGGUGCAGCACCCGGAGCUGGUCGCUGGACAGGGGCGCUUCUGCACCACCCUCAUGCAUGCCUACGGGGGCGCGGUGGUCGGUAAGCUGGGGGCGGACGGCUGCUACGGGGUUGCCGUCCGAGCCUCCGAAUGCGGCGCCCAGAUGCCUGGACGGGAUGGAGCGAUUGGCAUCGCGGUCAAAAUCGAAGAUGGCAACAUUGGCAUGCUUUACGCGGCGGUCAUGGAGAUACUGCAGCAACUCGGCAUCGGGACGCCGGAGAUCUGGCACCGGCUGGCGAGUUUUCAUCAUCCAAAGCUCGUCAACACUGCUGGUGUAACAACGGGGUCUGUGAAGUUCGAUUUCAAAGUACAGAAAGCACUCUAG
Messenger RNA from Aspergillus aculeatinus CBS 121060, 1080 nucleotides. Its product is annotated as asparaginase. The record is from RefSeq and is a predicted model, not a curated record. The transcript has a single exon. Lineage: Eukaryota; Fungi; Ascomycota; Eurotiomycetes; Eurotiales; Aspergillaceae. Bases 1 to 1080 code for a protein of 359 amino acids.